CCAUUUGCACAGCACUAACGUCAAGAAAGAAACGUCAAACACGAAAGGUAAAACGAAAAAAAACGAAGAAUGUAAAGCGAAGCGUAGGGGCAGCAACAAGCAGAGAAAACGAACACCAUAUUUAUUGUCCGCGAAGUAUUUGUUUAGUUAUUUAGCUGGUACUCGUUCAUAUUUGUGCUAAAACGCGUGAGAAUUCGCGGGGGAGGAGAGUAAAUACCAAGUAACGGUGUUGGUGGACAGCUGGCCGCGAGUGUAAACAGAAAGUGUUGCCUCUCGCUCGCACGCUCCGUCGCAAGAAAUAUUCUUAUCAGGCGGAUUCCCCAACCUUGGGUUUAUAGAGCACACAUAUAGGUUAAUAGCCCCCGCUCAUCGGUCAUCCACACACACGAUCCAUACGUAACACGCCGAGAUGGCAGCGACGCCAGCGCCAGCAGCGCCGCCGGCAGCGACUGCGAAAAGUCCUGCGAACCCGCUGUCCGCCGAGGAGACAACCCUUCUCCGGGGACUCGACAAACUGCGCAACGAGAACAAACUCACCGAUGUCACCCUGAUCGUCGAGGAGCACCGCUUCAAGGCUCACCGCGUCGUUCUGGCGGCCAGCAGCGAUUACUUUUGCGCCAUGUUCGCCGACUGUGCCAUGAUCGAGUCACGCAAGGACGAGAUAAACCUGUACGGGAUCACGGCCAGGGCAAUGGGCGCGAUCCUCGACUUCAUAUACACCUCGACGUUGGAACUGAACUACGAUAACAUCGAGGAGAUCCUGGCGGCAGCCACCCACGUCCAGGUGCGCGAGGUGAUCGAGCGCUGCACCAUCUUCCUGGGCACCAAAAUCGAGAUGGAGAACUGCCUGGCCAUCGCGGGCAUGGCCGACAUCUACGGCAUCAUGGACUUGUCCGAGCGGGCCCACCGCUACAUCUGCGCUCACUUCGAGGAGUUUGCGACCACCGCGGACUUCAGGGAAAUGAAGGUGGAGCAGCUGAGCUUCAUCCUGGGCAGCAACUAUCCCAUCGAUGUGGCCGAACAGGACCUGGUGCGUCUGGUGUGCAGCUAUGCGUUGGAGCAGCAGCAGGAGGAGAGCGAACUGCGGGAUCUGCUGCGACUGAUCAAGUGGCUGCACAUCAACAUCGCGGCUCUGGAGGAACUGAAGCACAUGAACUGCUCGCUGGACGAGGGAAAGCAACUGCAACUGCCUACCACCUACUACAAUCGCAUUGAGCAGGAGUAUUUGGCUGCGCUGCUCAACGGAGGGGUCCCCUCCCUGGAGGAUCAAUCACCGUCGCAGGGACCGAAAAAUAUGCGCGGCAUGGAGCUGUGCCUGCUCAAGAUCGGAGGCUUCGAGUGGAAGGGACUAACCAAUGUGAUAAUGUGCUUCUCGCCGACCAAGAUGAGUUGGUACGAGUUGACCGCCAUACCGCACAUCGAUCAGUGCAACUUUGGCACUGCCGUCCUCAACAACAAACUCUUCAUCGUGGGCGGGGCCUACGAUGUCUGCCUGAAGGAGUACAUCCAUCCCUUUGGCUUCUGCUACUGCCCGCUGCGGAACACCUGGAUGACCAUAGCGCCCAUUCAGCUGGAUCGCUGCCGCUUCUCGUUGAAUGCGGUGGGCAACCGGCACCUGUAUGCGGUGGGCGGCAUCCUGGACGACGAUAAUUCCGAGGAGGCGCUGCGCACCAUCUCCAAUGUGGAGCGCUACGACACGGAGCAGAAUGUGUGGACCUAUAUGCCCAGUCUGCAGGAGAAUCGCAGUCAGCAUGCCGGCGUCGUUGUGGGCGACAAGCUGUACAUCUCCGGUGGCAUCCAAUUGGCCAACAUCCUGGCGAGCAUGUGGGUGUUCGACACGAAGGCGGAGCUCUGGCAGGAGCUGGCACCGAUGCCCACGCCCUGCUGUGACCACGUCCUGGUGGCCGUCGAUAAUCGCAUCUAUGCCUGCGGUGGCUGGCACGAGAGUCUGACGGAGUCGCGGGUGCUGGUGCAGCACAUCUAUGCCUACGACAUCGAGACGAAUGCGUGGAGUGUGGAGACACAGAUACCGGCCCCGAAGUUCUACUCCGGCGUGACGGCGAUGGGCAGAACCAUCUUCUUCGUGGGCGGACUGGACUCCACGGAGUCGAUUGACCGGGCCAGUGCCGAGACCAUGGCCUACGACCUGGAUACCAAGGAGUGGUGGCGCGAGAAGGACUCGUGGGACUCGCCCAACGACGUCUGGGAGUCGACGUGCGCGGCCAUCUACGUGCCCAUGUGCGACUUCUAACUGCCAAGAAGCUACUAAAGUCCAUCCAUAUCUUCUCCCCAUCGAAUUUAGCGAUUCUCAUUACAUUUUUAUAGAUAUAUGUAUACGUAGUAUGUAUAGCUAGUGUAGACCUACAUGCGAGAUUUGUGAUGACUGUACACAGUGACGAGAUGUGCCAAGCACGGCAACGAGAACGUUUAGACCUAAAUGCCUUAAUUUCGCCUUCGAAAUACGAAAUAGGUAAUGUUAAAUUAUUGAAAUAAUAUGUAAUUAGUAUGUAUAGACCGCAGCUGCCUUCUCUACACUGUUGAAUGAUAACAAAUAGGUAGUGUAAGGACCCAUUGUACUUAAUCUGUAUAGACUACAAUAAGGACUGUCCUUCCUCGCUUUUUUUCUCAACAUUUUACUCGAUGUAUUACACUUCACUUUAAUGAGCAUCUUCAUAGCUUAUAAUUUCUACAACAAAGGAUACUGCCGAAAAUAUAUUUUUUAUUUGACAAAAGGACCUUCUAGGCGGCAAACUGUGUAAAAAGAAUGAAGGCCAUUGACAAUAAACGAAAAUAAACUAUAAAUGAUGCGAA
This is a messenger RNA of Drosophila suzukii, 2811 nucleotides long. RefSeq names its product kelch-like protein 26. Lineage: Eukaryota; Metazoa; Arthropoda; Insecta; Diptera; Drosophilidae. Gene Ontology annotation, molecular function: protein binding. The record is from RefSeq and is a predicted model, not a curated record.